UGUUUCCGUUCAGUGUGUAGUUAGUUAGCAAUUGAGCGCGCUGUAUUUACGGAUUCAUUAAAUCUAUUCAUUUGCGAUUAAACAGACAUGAUUUACAAAGUUUGAAGGUCCAAAAGGAUAUAAUUCAUCAAAAUAAAAUAUAUUUGCAGAAAAGAUAGAUAAUUCUUAUUUAUGUUGACAUUGUGAUUGGAAAUAAUUUAAGAAAAUAAUAUUUUUUAUGCCUCGCAAUUUUGUCUUUUGACAAUUAUUAUGUGGAUUGCUUUAAUGCAUGCGAUUUGAUUUGUGUACUUUAUAGAAAAUCUGAGUUUGUUAUUACUCAAGAAAUAUUUGGAUAAAAGAAAUGAUUUUACUCUCCAUUUAUGUAAUAAAAUCGCACGAAAAGAACAAAAAUGAAUACCACUGUUUUGCCUGCAGAUUACAAUACGACUAACAGUUCACCCCCUUUAACAAAGGAUGAAUUGCUUGAAUUAUAUCUUGGUCCAAGGUUCCAGGAAACCUGGUCCGUUGUCAUUCUACUUACAAUUUAUGGACUUAUUUUCAUCUCGGGAACAGUCGGAAAUAUUUGCACGUGCAUUGUGAUUGUGCGGAACAAUUACAUGCAGACAGCUACCAACUACUAUUUAUUCAGCCUGGCAAUAUCUGAUUUGUUUAUUUUGUUAUUAGCUUUACCUUCGGAGGCAUAUUCUAUCUUAGAGUCGUACCCAUGGCGUUUUGGAGAAAUAUUCUGCUAUAUAAAAGCUUUGCUACAGGAAAUGACGUCAUAUGCGUCGGUUCUGACUAUCACAGCCUUUACUAUCGAACGAUAUGUGGCUAUAUGUCACCCUCUGAUGGCUCAUAAAUUUGCUAACUUGUCUCGAAGCAUCAUUAUUUUAUCUGCAAUUUGGUUCAUAUCAUUAGUCUGUGCUUUACCAUAUCCGCUGCAUACGGAGCUAUUUUAUUACAUUGACGCAGAACACAACAAUGGAACUCCAAUUGCAGAGUCAUUAAUUUGUAACAUGCCACAAAGAUACCAUUCAACAAUGGUUUAUAUUUUCCAAUUUUCAACCUUCCUGUUUUUUGUUUUUCCAAUGAGUUUAUUGGCUGUGUUAUAUUUGAUGAUUGCUAUCUCUUUGCGUCAUGCCGCAUUACAACGAGUUGCCUCGCAGGAAACCCAAGGAAACCUGGGAACGCCUGUUUCGCAAUCAGGAAAAUCUGUGUUUCGAAUGCUUGUGGGAGUUGUUGUUGCCUUUUUCACGUGCUGGGCGCCAUUUCACGCGCAAAGAUUGCUCACUUUAUAUAACAGGGUCUGGACGCCGUUGUUGCUGGAUAUACAGAGCGCAUUGUUUUACAUUUCUGGUGUACUCUAUUUUGUUGGAUCAACUGUUAACCCAAUUCUAUAUAAUGUGAUGUCUAAGCGCUACCGAGAGGCUUUUCGGGAAACAAUAUGUCACUGUAGACGUAAACGUAAUUUAAAUAUAAGAACCAGCGGCCUUCACCAGUCAUAUUACAGUAGUAAAGCUAGACCUUUUACCACUCGUACUGUUUCACGACCAACAACUAGUGGCUCGUCAGAUAGAAGUCACGUGAUGCGAUCUGAUACAAUACAAACCCAAGUAAGUCUUUCAUUAACUGGUCAAAGCGAUGAGCAAUGUGAACCUCAAAGGGAACACCUUCUUCCGGAAGUAACUCAGACAACUUGUUGUGAAAAACUGUGGACAGAAGACAGGAAGAAGCCAGUGUGUUGUAAUGUGUGUGUAUCUGAACAAACGGAUAAAUUACCUUCACCUAGUUACGAGCGUCAAGGAUUACUCUUCCAUACAAAUUCUGCCGACAGUGCAUGCUAGUACGAUAAGAUUUCUGUCAGAAGAACUUAUGUGCAUGGAAUUUGCUUGUUAAUAUAUUUCAUAAUUUUUAUUUAAAAAAAGAAUGAUAUAAUGAUAAACGGGAUUAAAAAUGUAACAUAUUUUCUUAUCGCUUUGGAAACCAUUCAAAACACGUUGAUUGGUGAAUUAGUACUAGCAGCAAAUAUGAAUUGUGCACACAAUUAAGAGGUUAUUUUUCAAAAAAAAAUGCAAAUUGUAUAUUGUGUUUGAUGAACGUUGACAAGAUUGGUGAAUAUUUUAAAGAUCAUGGUUAUAAUAACAUUUGUAAUAAAAACAUAAACCAUUA
Molecule: messenger RNA, 2148 nt
Organism: Ruditapes philippinarum (Manila clam)
Lineage: Eukaryota; Metazoa; Mollusca; Bivalvia; Venerida; Veneridae
Product: pyrokinin-1 receptor-like
Exons: 4
Coding region: 390-1823 (477 amino acids)
Biological process (GO): neuropeptide signaling pathway
Cellular component (GO): plasma membrane
Molecular function (GO): neuromedin U receptor activity
Source: RefSeq, a predicted model, not a curated record